AUGCAAGAUAGUUAUAGGAACCAUAUAAGAGAAUAUAAUAAAGAUAGUCUAGAUAGUGAUAAAAGAAAAAUGAAUAAUGUUACAAAUGAAUUAGAAAUAAAUGGUGUGAAUGAAAUAAGUAUGGAAGAUAAUAUAUUAAAUGAAGUUGUAAAGUUAAAAAGUGAUUUAGAAAAAGCGUUAAUAGAAAAUAAAGAAUUAAAAAAUAAAUGUAAUGAAGAUCGAGAACGAUUAGAUUUGUUGUCAUUAAAAAAUAAUUCUCUUUUAAAUGAAUUAUGUGAAGAAAAGGAGAUGUUAAAAAUAGAAUAUAAUAAUUAUAAAAUGGAAUCUGUAAAAGAUAUUAAAAGACUACAAGAUGAAUUAGAUAAAAAUGUAAUUAUGUUAAACUGUUUAAAAGAUGAAAUAUUAUUUAAAGAAGAAGAAUUAAGAAAAGCAGAAAUUAUUGAAAGACUUUAUAAACAAGAAAGUGAAUUAAAUGAAGAAAAAGAUAUGAAAAUAAAAAAGCUAGAAAAUUUAUUAAAUCAAGAAAUAUAUUUAAAAAAUGAUAAGGAAGAAAAAGAUAAAAUUAAUCAAGAAGAAAUAAACGAAAAAUUACAAUUACUUAAUAAUGAUUUAGAUAAAAAAAAUGAAGAAUUAAAUAUUUUAAAUAAAAAAUAUGAUAAUUUGAAAAAAACAAAUAUUGAUAUACAAAAGAAAAUAUGUUUCUUAAAAGAAGAAAUUGAUUAUUAUAAAAAUAAUGAAAAUAGUUUUAUUAUGCAGAAUAUAUUUAAUGCAGAAAAUAAUUUAGAUGAUAAUAUUUGUAAAAAGAAUUUUAUGAAAAUAUCUGUCUUAUAUAAUGUAUUAUUUAAAAUUGUUGUAUAUGAUCAAAGAAAUUUAUUUGAAAAAGAAAAAAUUCUUUAUUCUUUAGAAAAAGAAAAUACACAUUUUUUAAAAAAAAUUGUAGCAGAUGAAAUUUAUUGUUUAUAUUUAAAAGAUUGUAUUAGUAAAAUUAAUUUAACAUAUCAAAUAGAUUUACAUAAACAAGAAAAGAAAUAUAUGUUAUUAAAUUCAGAAUAUGAUGAUCUUUAUAAUAAAUUCAUAGAAGAAAAAAAAGAAAAUUUAUUAUUAAAUGAAACAUAUGAUAAAAUUAUUUUUAAUCAAAAGAAUGAAAUCAAUAAAUUGAAAAGUCAUAUUUCUAUUCAAAAUAAAGAUAAAGAAAUAUUAACAAAAUAUAUUGAUAAUUACAUAACAUAUAUUGAAGAUUCAUAUCAAAAAUAUUGUAUUCUGAAUAAGGAAUAUAAAGAUUUAGAAGAAAUGUUUUAUGACCUUGAAGAAAAAAAUAAAAAUUUAAUUAUAUUAGUUAAUCGAAUGGAAGAUAAGUAUCUAAUCGAAAAUAAUAACAAUAAUAAUAAUAAUAAUGAUGAUAAUAAUAAUAUUAAUGAGUUACAUAUGGAUAAUAUAAAAAUAAUGAAAAAUAAUUUAAAAGAUAAAGAUAUUAAAAUAUUUGAAUUGGAAAAUAAAAAUUUAGAAUUAAUCAAAACUAUUGAUAAAUUAAAUGAUGAUAUUUUAAAAAAAAAUACGAAUAAAGAAUACAUAGAAAAUGAAUCACGUAAAAUGAAGGAUUUAUGUUUCGAUUUAAAAGAUAUUUGUUCUAAAUUAGAAUUAGAAAUUAAAGAAAAAAAUAUUAUUAUAGAUGACUUAACAGAUAAAUUAAAUCAAUCUGAGAAAAAAAAUAAAGACAAUCAAGUUAUAUUAGAAUUAUCUGAAUUUAGAAUACAAAAUUUUAAUGAUAAUGUAAAAUAUUUUACUAGUAAAGUUAAUGAAUUAAAUGAAAAAUUAACGAAUAAAGAUGAAGAAAUAACACGUUUACAUGAUUAUAAUGAAAAAAUAAAUCAAGAGAAGGAAAAUUUAUUUUAUGAAAAUGUUCAUAUUUUAGAACAACUAAAAGAAUUACAGAAAGAAAAUGAAAAAUUGAGAAAACAAAAUGUUAUUAUAAAGAAUGAAUUAAAUAAAAAUGGUAUUCAGUUGAAUGAAGAUAUAUAUAUGGAUAAGAUAAUGUGUGAAGGAGAUUAUCAGAAUAGGAUAGACAAUAUGAUAAAUCAUAUUCCUAAAGAACAAAAUGAUACAAAUAAUACAAAUGAUACAAAUGAUACAAAUAAUAAUAAUAAUAAUAAUAAUAAUAAUAAUAAUUUAAAUUUAUUGAUGAAUAGUAGGUCCUUUCAAUAUCAUAAAUCAAGAAACUAUACAGACGAUGAUAAAAACGAUUUAAUCUUAAAAAUCGAUAAAUUAACAGAUGAAAAUAUUUUAUUAAUUAAAGAAAAUGAAGAAGUAUUUGAUAAAUUACAAAUAGUGUCUAAUGAAAAUAUUAAAAUAAAAAAUGAAUUAAUGCAUACCAAAUCAGAUGCAGAAAAACAUUUGUUCCAUUUAGAAUGUGAAAAAAAAGAAAAAUUAAAAUAUAAAAUGUUAUCAAGACAAAGGAAAAGACAAUCAUCACAUAUGAAAAGAAAAUUCCAUACAAUGAUGGAAACAGUUAAAGAUUUAGUUUCUGAUAUUAAACAAAUAGAUAAAGAAACUAAAAGAAAUGAUAUGAAUAAUUCUUUUUUUGUUUCCUCUUCUUCUGGUUCGUCCUAUGAAAGAUUAAAUCAAUCCAAUGAUGAUUUAUUAUCUGCUAACGAAAAUAGUAAUACUCAAUUAAUGUUAUCAUCAGUUGGAAAAUCUAGAAAAAGUAUGAAUAAUACAAGUAUAGAUGGAAAACAUAGUUUUUAUAGCAAAUCGACUAAAGUGUUAAGAUUAUCAGAAGAUAUGAAUGAUUUCAAUAUAUUCUAUGUUGACAAAAUGAAAAAGAACAAAAAGCAAAAUAAUAUUCCUCAUACUUUUACUACAAAUGAAAAGAAGGGAAAAAUAUUAUCUGAUCAUAUUAAAAGUAAAAACAUGAAUACAAAAGUAGGCAAGAGUAAAAAAAAUAUAUAUAUGAAAAUACGUAUGCACCGAUUUUCUAUAUGUAGCAAUUUUAGAAUUAAUUUAAAAAAAUAUAAGCAUGCAUAUAAAGAGUUAAGUAAUACUUUAUGCUUUUUAAAUCAAAAGAAAAAUGAUAAUUUAAAUAUGAUAAAUAAUAUGUAUUCGAAGAAUGCUAAAGGUUUAGAUACUUUUUAUUCAUUACCUAAUAGUACUGAUUCGAAAAUAAUUAUGGAUGACGAAUUAAAUGAGAAGAAUGAGGAGUAUAAUAAACGUGUAAAAUUAGAAAAAAAACGAAGAAGAAAUAUGAAAAAUAUGAAUAAUUUAAAUAAUUUAAAUAAUUUAAAUAAUGAUGUUUUAAUAUUCGAAUCGGAAAAAAUUAUAAACGAUCUUAAUUAUAUUAAAAGAAAAUAUGAUUCAAAAGUUAAAGAAACAGUAAACAUGCAGAAAAAAUUAAUUAAUAAUGAAAAGGAAUUAAAUAAUACUAAUAUUAAAUAUGAAAAUUUAUUAAAUGAACAUGAUACGUUGAUAUCUGAUAUAAAAGAAAGAAGUGAGAAACUUUCGAAUAUAGAAAAAAAUUAUAAUUUGUUAUUCGAAAAAUAUAGUGAAACACAAGAUGAAAUAAAAAUGCAUGAACAAAAGACACAUGAAAUUUUUAAUGAGUGUAAUGAUUUAGUAGAAUAUAUGAAAAAGAAAGAAAAUAAAAUUAAAGAAGUUGAUGAGAAUCUUAAAAAAAUUGAAAUAAAAUAUCAAGAAGAAAAAGAGAAAAAUGAUAUAUUAACUAAAGAUAAUAUUUCAUUAAAUAAUUUAACUUGUAAAUAUAAAGAAGAUAUAGAAUUAUAUAAUAAGAAAUUAGAAAAUAUGCAUACUGAAUUAAAAUUAAGAUUAAGUAGAAUUGAAGAAUUAGAAUUAAAUCAGAAAAAUACAGAAAAUGAAAUGUAUUAUUUAAAAUCAGCUACAUAUAAAUAUGAUAUCAAUUUAAAAGAAGCACAUGAUGAAUUAAAUCGAACUAGUGAACAUACUAUGAAAUUAGAAAAGAAAUUAAAAGAAUGUGAAUUAAGUAUUGAUGUUUUUAAAGAACAAAUUAUUAAUAGAGAUUAUAUUUUAUAUUUUAUAAAUGAUUCUUAUAAAAAGAAAGAAUAUUUUUUUAAGCAUUUAAAAAGAAGAAUACAAGGAUUUAAUAAAGCUUUCAUAGAAUUAUUUGAAAAUAUAGAAAUGAAAGAUAUAAACAAAUUUAAUGAAUUACACCAACAUUUGGAGUUUAAUGAUAAUGAAUAUAAAAAAAAUGUUUUGUCUUUUCAAUUGAAUAAAAAUGACAAUGAUAUAAAUAAUCACCACAACAAUAAUAAUAAUAUAAAUUACCAUAAUAAUUACCAUAACAAUUACCAAAAUAAUUAUCAUAAUAAUUAUCAUAAUAACAAUUUAGAUGAUGUUAUGAAAAGCUUAGAUACCAUUGAUGAAUUAAAUAUAAAAUACGAAGAAGAAAAAAAUGAAAUGCUAAAUAGAAUUAAUGAAGUAGAAAAUAAAUUAAAAAUAAAAAUGAAUGAAAAUAAUUUAUUAUAUGAGAAAUAUGAAAAUAAUAUGAAAGAUAUAUUAAUAGAAAGGGAUGAAAGAGUUUCUGAUUGUUUAAUUUUAUCUGAAGAUGUGAAAAAAAAGAAUAAUGAAAUUAAUAUAUUAAUGAAAGAAUUAGAUGAGAAGAAUUUUGAAUGUAAUGAAAUACAUAUGAAAUGUACCUUUCUAAUAAAUGAAGUAAAAAAUUUAGAAAAAUCAAAAUCUCAUUUAAAUGAUAAAUUAAAAGAUAUAGAAAUACAUCAAGAAGAACAAAUUGAAUAUUUAAAAAAAGAAAAUAAUUAUUUAAAAGAAGAUAUAUAUAAUAUAAAAAAUGUGAUACAUAAUUUAGAUGAAGAAAUUAUAAAAUUAAAAGAAACAAUACAUGAUUUAAAUGAUGAAAAAAGUUGUUAUGAAAAUGAGAUAGAAAAAUUAAGAGACAUGUUAGAAGAAGAAAAGAAAUUUAAUGAUAUGUUAAAAGAAAAUGAACAAAAUUUUAUAAAAGAAAUAAAAGAAGCACAUUUAUAUGCUAUUAAAAAAGAAGAAGAAAUUAAUUCAUUCAAAUUAAAUUAUGAAUUGGAUGAGAAAAAAUACAUUGAUGAAAUUGAUAAAUUAAAAAAGAAAAAUGAAGAAUUUAAUAAUUCUAUAAAAAAUCAAAGAAAACUUGUAUCUGAUUUAGAAACAAAAAUGUUAGAAUAUAAUGUCUUAUUAGAUAAAAAUACAAGUAUGAAAAUGUUAGUACAAGAUUUAGAAAAUAAAAUUGAUGAUUUGAUUAAAGAUAAUGAAAAGUUAUGUAUUGAUUUAAAAAAAGAAAAAUUAAUAAGUGAUGAAAAAGAAAAAAGUAUAUUAACAUUAAAUGAAGAUAUUAAAUUGUGUGAACAUAAAAUUAUGGAACAUGAUACUAUUAUGUUAAAAUUAAAAGAUGAAAAAGAAAAACUGAAUCAAGAAAUCCUAAUAUUAAAUGAUAUAAAAAAAAACAAAGAUCAUAUUAUUGAAGAAUUAGAAAAUAAUUUAAGAAAAGCUGUAUUUGGUGAUAUUAAAAUUAAUGAAUUAGAAAAAACGAAAUUAGAACAUAAAAUUUUUACAGAACAAGAUUUAGGUUUUUAUAAUAAUGAUCAUAAUAUAAAUGAUUUAUAUAAUUCUAAAAUAUGUAUAUUUAAUAAUAGUUAUAAUACAAAAAAUAAUAAAAUGAAUAUUGAUGAAUUAAAAAAAUAUAGUUUAUAUUUGAAAGAAGAAAAUGAUUUAAUAAAACAUGAAUUAAGAAAAUUAAAAGACAAAUAUAGUAUUGAUGAACAAAAAUAUAAAGAAAUUGAAAGAAGUGUUGAAAAAAGAGAUGAAAUAAUUCAUAAAAUGAAUAAUGAAAUACUUAUGUCUAAUGAUAAAAUAAAAAAUUUAGAAAAAGGUACCAAACAACUUAAUUCUGAAUUAUAUGCUAUAAAUGAAUUAUUAGCUAUUAGAAGUGAUGAAUGUAAAGAAUUAUCUAAUGAAUUAUAUGAAUUAACAGAUGAAAAAAAUAAAUUAAUUAUACAAAAUGAAGUUUAUCAAAAACAAAUUGAAUAUUUUAAACAACAAAUAGAUGAUAAAACACAAUUAUUAAAUGAUUUAGAUAUGAUAAAGUUACAACAUGAAAAUAAUGAAUAUGAUAAAAAUGUUUUAAUAAAUAAAUAUAAUAAAGCUUUAAAUAGAUAUUAUAAAAUUUGUUCUAAUGUUAUAUAUUAUAAGAAAUAUUUAGAAAAAGAGUUGAGUUCCAAAAAUAAUGAAACAAAUGAGAAUGAUGAUAUAUCAUCUUUGAAUAAUUCAUUGAAUAAUGAAAAUAAUAAUAAACUGACAAUGUUUACUCUAAAAAAUAAUAUGAAAAAUAUGAAUGACAUAAACAAUAUGGUCAACAUGGACAAUAUGAACAAUAUGAACAAUAUGAAUAGUAGUGAUAAUUCUAUUAUAUCUAUAGACAGAAUGUGUAACUUAAAUGAUAUAAAUAAAGUAACUGAAUAUGUAAACGAAUUUUUGAAAUGUGUUCGAUUAUUAAUAUUUAAGAAAAGAGUAUUUGAAUCCAAAUUGGAAAAUGCUGAAAGGAAAUAUAAUAGUUUUAAAGAUAAAUUAAAAGAAGAAAAAGAUGUAAUAAAUGAUUUAAAAAAAAAAUUAAGACAAAGUCAAGAAUAUCUCACACAUAAUAAUAAUAGUAAUAAUAAUAAUAAUAUGGAGGAACGAAAUUAUUAUGAUAAUAAAAAGGACAACAAUUUUGAUGAUAAUAAUAAUAAUUUCUCUAUGAAUUACAAAGAUUUAAGUUCACAGAUAUUAUUAAAAGUAACAGGUAAAAAUGAUAUGAUUGAAGAAAAUAAUUAUAUGAUUUUGAAAUAUGAAAAUGAGAAAUUAAUAGAAGAAAAUAAAUAUUUAAAUGAACAAAUAAAUAAUUUAUUUACAUUACAAAGUAGUUUUAAUAAAUUAAAUAAAAUAAAGGAAUCUGACCAGAAAGGAAUUAUUAGAAAUAAUAAUAAUGAUGAUAAUAUUAAUAAUAAUGAUAUUAUUAAUUAUAAUGAUAAUCGUUUUAAUAAUAGCGCUGCUGAAUAUACAUAUCUGAAAUUUCAAGAAAAUACUAUAAGGAACGAAUUAAAUAUAUAUAAAAAUCAAAAUGAAUAUUUAAAGAAAAAAGCACAAAAUUAUGAAGAUAUUAUAAAUAAUUUACAAAAAGAAAUAAUUAAUAUUAUAGAUAAACAAAAAGAAUGCGAUGAAGAAGUAUAUAAAAUGGAAAAGGAAUUAGAAAAGAAAAAUCAACAUAUUGACAAUUUAGUAAAGGAAAGACAAAAAGAUCAAGAAAAUUUAGAAAUAGAAUAUUCUAAAGCUAUCAGAUUAGAAAAUGAAUUUUUAUCAUUAAAUGAAGAUAUAUUUAAAAAAGAUGAACACAUUAAAGAAUAUGAAGAAUUAGUUAACAAAUUAAAUGAAGAUAUUAAAAUUUAUAUGAAGGAAAAAGACGAAUUAAAAGAAUAUGCUGAAGAUUUUAAAAAUAAAUAUGAAUUAUUUGAAAAGAAAUAUAAUAAUUUAUUACACGAUGUUAUUCAAAAUGAGAAUAUAAAUGAAAAUAUAAAUGAAAAUAUAAAUGAAAAUAUAAGUGAAAAUAUAAAUAACAAUAUAAAUGACAAUAUAAAUAACAAUAUAAAUAAAAAAAGAUAUUCGUUAUCUUCGAAUGAAAAGAAAGAAACACAAAGUUUAAUUAAUAAAUUGAAAAAUUAUGAUGUGAUGAUAACAGAUUUAAUGAAUGAAAAAGAUAUGCUAUUAAAUAAAUAUAAUGAAUUAAAAAAUAUAUAUGAAGAGAAAUUAAAUGUGGAACAUGUGUUACAUAAUGAAAUAAAUGAAUUAAAGAAAGAAAAUGAAUACUUAAAUGAUAGAAAAACAUCUUUAAAUAAACAAGUUGAUGAUUUAAUUAAAGAAAAUGAUGAAUAUAAUAAAAAAUGUAUUCAUUUAGAUAAAGAAAAUGUAGAUUUAUAUAAGAAAUUUGUUAAAGCAUCUGAGCAAUUAAAUAAUAUAAAUUCUUUAGAUGCAUAUGGCAAUAAUAAAAUGGGAGAAAUGAAAAAAUCUAGUAAUAUAAGAAAUACAUUGAAAGAAAAUGAGUUAAAGGAAAAAGGAAGUGGAACAGGAAGAAUAUCAAAUCAUACAAAUAAAUAUGAUAAAAGUGUAUCAAGUCAUAAUGUAGUUAAUAUGAAUAAUAUGAGUGUGAAAUCAUUAGAAGAUUAUGAUGAUGAUAUUAUGAAAAGAAUGAAAAAUGAUAUGAACGAUUUAAGCAUUGAAAAUGAUUUAUUAAAAGUAAAGAUUAAGGAACUAGAAGAGUUAAAUAGUAAUAUAUUUAAUGAUAAUAAAGAUUUAAUAAAUAUUAUAUCAAAUAGAGAAAAUGAUAAAAAAGGUAUUUCUGAUUGUAAGGAAGAUAAUAUUAAUAUAUUAGACAUGCAAGAUAUACAUAAUAAUUAUGAAAAUUUAUUAAUAGAAAAUAAAUUAGAAAAACAAGUAAAUGAGAAUUUGAAAUUAGAAAUAUAUAAUCUUAAAAAUAAAGUUAAUGAAUAUAAUAUGAUAAUUAAUAAGAAUUCUCAUUAUGAAGAAAGUAAUAAAAGAACAAAGAAUUAUUUAUAUUAUUUAAAUGAUAAAAUAAAAAGUUUUAUUAAAAUAUUUAGUACAAAUAAUAUGAAUUAUGAUCAUUUGAAAUCUGAAUUAAAGAAAAUCAAAUUAAAUAAUUUAAUGAUUAUUCAAGAUAAUUUCAAUACCUUGAAUGAUAGUGCUAGUAGUAGUAAAUUAUCUAAAAAGAAUAUUCAUUCUUCUAGUAAUUAUUCUUUAGAAGAUGAUGAUAAUAGUAGUGUAUGCUCAAAAAUGAUUGUAAAUUUUUUUACAUUAUAUAAAGAAGGAACAAUUGAAAAUUAUGAUAACAAAAAAAUGUAUGAUAAUUAUAAUAAUGAUAUUGUAAUUAAAAAAAUUGAAUUACAAAAUGUGUAUAAAUAUAUAAUUAAAUUAAAAGAAAAUUACAUUAAAAAAUGUGUACUUGUAGAUAAUCAAAACAUUAUGAUUCAAGAAUUAAAUAAACAAAUCUUUACUUAUUCAGAGCAGAAUAAAAAAUAUCAUGAUGAACAAAAUGAAUGGAAAAACAAAGUAAAUGAUAUAAUAAAUGAGAAUGUAAAAAAAAUGGAAUCCUUUUCAAAAAUACAUAAUAAUUUAUUAAAUAAACUUGAAGAAGAAAUAAAUAAAAAUAAUAAAUUAUCAAAUGAAUUAUAUAUUCAAAAUGAACAAAAUAAAUUAUAUCAAGAAAAUGAAAUGAAAAUUGAAAAUGCAUUAAACAGAAGUAAUCAAAUAAAUAAUAUUGAUAAAGAAUCAAAUAGUAAUUUUAAAAAAAUAUCUAUAUUAUUAGAUGAAUAUAAAGAAAUUAUUGAAACUAAUUCAAAAUUAUUAAUAAGAAAUAAUAAUAUCUUGUUAGAAAAUAAUACAUUAAAAGAUGUUAUUGGCAAAAUGGAUAAGGAUAUAAAUAAAUUAAAUCAUCAAUUAAAAGAAAAAAAUAUUUUAAUUGAAAAAGCAAAAAUUAAUAUAAAUACAAAGGAAUUCAAAAAUAAAUAUACAAGUUUAAAUGAUAACCAAGCAAAUAAUCUAAAUAAUAUGAAUCAUAGUUUAAAAGAUAGAAAUGAGGAAAACACCACAACAAGUAUCUUAAAUGAUAACAAAAAAUAUGGAAGUAGUGAACAACUUAUAAAUGAAUAUGAAGAAAUCAUUUUAAUUAUUGAGAAAAAAAAUAAUGAAUUAGAAAAUAAUUGUCAAAAUUUUAAAAAAUCAAAUUAUCAACUAUAUAAUAAGUAUAAUAAAUUAGUAUAUGAAUAUAAUUCAUUAAAAAAAUUUAUAAAGGAUAAGAUAAAAAAUAAUGGAUAUAUAGAUAUUGAUUUAAGUCAAUUUGAGCAACAUAUUAAAAAAGACAUAAAUGAAAAAUUUGGAGAGACAAAUGAUUGUCAAAAUGAAUUAAGCAAUAUAAAUAAGGAUGUAAUUUUUUCAUCACUUAUAAAAUUUAAUCGUUAUGAUAUAAUGAAAAUAUCUGAUCAUGUGAAUGCUAUAGAACUAUUAAAUGAUGAUAUGUUGAAUAAUAAGGAAUUAAACCUAUAUAUUGGUUUAAUCAAAAGGGAUAUUGAAAAUAUGUUAAAUGAUUAUAAAUAUAAAAAUGAUGUGAAUGACAAUAAUUAUCAAAAUGAUGUGAAUGACAAUAAUUAUCAAAAUGAUGUGAAUGAUUAUAACCGUCGUGGGGGUCAUAUUCCUUAUGAGGAUAAUAAAAUUUCAAAAAUAAAUAAAGAUGAAUUAAUAGAAAAAUUAAAAGAAAAAGAUUCAGAAAUUAAAGAAUAUGAAAAGAAACUUGAUAAUAUGAAUAUAUACGUCAAUAAAAAAGAAAGAGAAAUUGAGAAAUUAAAAGAAUUAUAUGGUGAUCAAUUGUCUAUUAAUAAAAAUUCAUAUAUAAGUAAUUCAAAUAAUAGUAUGAACAAAAGAAAUAGUAGUAACAUGUCAGAGAAACAUUUAGAAAUAAAAGAAGAGUAUAAAGAAUUAUUAAACGAAUACAAAUUUUCUUUGAACUUAUUAAAUGACACCAAAAAUAAGUUAGACACACUGAAAAGAGAAAAGAAGGAUAUGGAAAAAUUAAAGGAAUUAGAAAUUCAUGAUAAAGAUAAUAUUAUAGAAAAUUUAAAAGGAUUAAACAGGGAAUUAGAAAAUAAUAUAAAUGAAAUAAAAAAAUCAUUCAAUGAAAAAAUAUUAGAAAAAGAAAAUAUUAUUGAAAAGAAUAAUGAUUUGUUAAAUGAUUUAAAUGAAGAAAUUAAUAUUUUGAAUUCUAAUAAAAUACAAAAUAAUAAUUUUAUUAAAGAAUUGGAAUUACAAAUAAGGAAUUUAAAUAAUGAAAUUAAUACAUUAAACGAUAUGCUAAAAGAUUCAAAAGAAGAAAUUAUGAUUCUUAAUCAUACCUUAGAAGAAAAACAAAAAGAAUGUGUAGAAUUACGUAAUAAAUUAGAACAAAAUUAUUUACACAUAUCAAAUGAAGAUAAAUAUGAUAAAUCAUCAGGAACAUAUAAUAGUGAUGAUAUAAAUGAAACUCGCAUGAGACAUGAAAACGAAAUUGAUGAUUUAAAAAGAAAAAAUUUAUUACAAAGUAAUGAGCAUUAUAAAAAAAUGAAUGAAUUAAGAAGAGAUUUAAACAAUUCUUUUUCAAGUUAUAACAAACUAAAAUUUGAUAGUGAAAAAAAAAUUGAAGAUUUUAAAGAAGAGGCAAAUAAUUUAAAAUAUUAUAUUAAAAAAAUCGAAGAAGAAAAUAAAAAAAAAGAAGAAAAACAUGCCUUAAUAGAAGUAGCGAUACAAGAAAUGGAUAAAGAAAUAAAUAUAUUAAAAACUCAACUUGAAGAAAAAAAUGAAAUUAUAAAUGAUAUACAAAAUAAUAUGGAAGAAAAAAAGAAAACUCUUGAAUAUUUAGAAGAAGAUAUUAAAUCUGUGCAACAUAUUAUAAUGAAAUAUAUACAAAAAUUAAAUUCUCUUAAAGAUAUCGAACAAUUAAUUGAUGAAUUAAAUGAUAACGAAUUAAAAACAAAUGAAUAUUUUUCAUUUAUAAAAGAUAUUUUUAUAAGUAUUCAUCAAAAUUAUAUGAAAGAAGAAUUAAAGAGAAAAGAGGAAAUGAUCAUAAAUGGACAAGGUUUAAUUAAAGAAAAUGAAGUAAUACAAUUAGAAGAAAAAUUAAAAGAAUUGAUAAUAGAGAAAAAUAGAUAUGAUAAAGAUAUUAAAGAUCAAAAAGAGGAAUUACAUCAUUUACUUGAUAAAAAGGAUUCGUAUGAAGAGGAAUUAAAUCAUAUUAUAAACGAAUUAGAAAUAAAAAGACAAGAAAUUAAUCAAAUGAAUAAUAAAUUGAAUGAAUUAAAAAAUAUUCAAAAUGAUAAUAAACGUAAAGUGGAAGAUAUAAAAACUAAAGAAGGAGAUUUAAAAUAUAAAGAAGAAGAAUUAAAAUAUCGAGAAGAUAAUUUAAAACAUAAAGAAGAAGAAUUAUUAAUUAAAAAUGAAAAUUAUAUGAAUAAAGAAAAAGAUCUUAUGAAAAGUAAAGAAGAAUUAAUUGUUCGAGAAAAUGAUUUAAUAAAAAAUAAAGAAGAGUUAAUAGAUAAAACAAAUGAAUUAAUGUUAAAAAGAGAAGAAUUACAAAAGGAUAAAAUACAUAUUGAUGAAUUAAAAAAUGAUUUAAUGGUAAAAUUUGAGAAAUUAUAUAAUGCACAAAAUGAUAUUAAAGUUAAAGAAACGAAAUUAAAAAAAAUAUAUGAAAAAUUAAAAGAUCAUAAUAUUAUUGAAUUGUUUGAUAUAAAUAAUAGGGAUAACAACAAUAAUAUAAGAGACCAUACUGAAAAUAUAAAUAAUAUAAAUAAUAUAAAUAGUGAUAUAAAUAAUAAUGAUAUAAAUAAUAAUGAUAUAAAUAAUAAUAAUAAUAAUACACAUAAUGUUAACAAUCGUUUAUCAUUAAAAAGGUUGGGAAUACUAUUAGGACUUGAUGAAAUAGGAGAUGAAAAUGAACUUGAUUUUAAUUUUGAUAAAGAAAAUGAAAGUUUAAAUUUAGACUCCCUUGAAUAUACAACAUAUUUUAACGAAUUCAAAAAGAGAAUUAAAAAUUUAAAAAACAAUUUAUUAAACAGAGAAAAGGAUGUUGAAAUAUAUAAAAAAUCAUACGAAAUUGAAAAGAAAGAAAAGGAAAUUUACAAGAUCGAAUUAGAGAAAUUAAAUGAAUUAUUACAUGUAGAACAAAUGAAUAGGAAAAAUUUAGAUUUAGAAUUAGAGAAAUAUAAAAGUGAAGAUACUGAUAUUUUAAAAUCUUUAAGAGAAUCUGAAGAAUUAUUAAAUGAAAAAAAUAAUAAAAUAUUAGAAUUACAACAAAAAUUAAUUGAGACAUCUUAUGAUAUAAAUAUUAUGAUUGAUAAUAAUAAAAAUUUAAUAAAGGAAAAAGAUAAAGAUUAUGAACAGAAAAUUGAUAAUUUAAAUUCAAUUAUUAAUGAUUAUGAGAAAGAAAUAAAAGAAAUGAAUAAAGAAAAAUUAAAUCUUACUAGAAAAUCAAUUGAAAAAAUGAUUGGUGAUGGAGAAGAUAUUAAGAAAUUGAAAAUCGAUUUAGAUGAAGCACAGGAAAUAAUAUUAGAUUUAAAAAAAAAGAAUGAAGAAUUAAAUAAUAUAAAUAUUGAAUUAAUAAAUUCUAAUAAAGACAUGAGAUUAGAUAUUGAUGUAUUAUUAGUAAAUGUUAACAAUUUGAAUAAAAAGAACAUAUUAAAUGAAAAUAAAUUUAUUGAAGAUGAAAGAAAAUAUAAUGAAUUAAAAAUAGCAUAUGAACAAAAAAUAAAUGAGUUUAAUAAAUUAUAUAAUAUGGUUUCUAUAAAAAUGAAGAAAAAAUUUGAUUCAGAAAAUGAUAUGGAACAAGAUUACACAAAUGAAAAUAUUAAUAUGCAAAUAUCAAGAAAUAGUAUAAAUAAUAAAUAUGCUCUUAAUGAUUAUGAAAAUGAUACAGUAGUUGCCUUAAACGAAAAGAAUAUGAUAAUUGAUUCAUUGAAUGAAAAAAUUGCAUAUUAUGAAAAGGAAAAUUAUAAAAAGGAAGAACUCGUAAAUAAAUAUAAAAAUACGAUAGAUGAAUUAUCAAAGAAGAUACACAUUUUUGAAGAUAAUUUAGAUUUUUUAAUAAGUUUGAAUGAAUUUAUAAAAACGAAUAAUUUUACUUAUGAAAAUAUAUUAGAUAUAUUAAAUAAUUCAAUAUUAUAUAAAAAGUUAUUAAAUAAAAUAUUGGUUGAAAAUCAAUUUUAUAAAUAUAUUAUAUCUAUUAGAGAUUGGUUAUUUGAAAUUAUGAAAUCAAAAAGUUAUAGUAAUAGUAGUAGUAAUAAUAAUAAUAAAAAUAAUAUUAAUCGUAGUCAUCAUCAUCAUAAUAAUAAUAGUAAUACCAGAGAAUCUGUAUUACGAUUGAGUUUAAAGAAAAAAGGAAAUUUUAAAAGAACAGCAAGUGUAACAUCUAAUAUUUAUAAUGAUUUAUAUUUUAGUGAAAAUAUUUUAUUAGGUGAAAAGGAGAAUGAUGAAUUAACAAAUAGUUUUAAUAAAACAUUAAACGUUAUUGAUAAUGAUUUUAACAAUUUUGAAAAUAUAUGUAUUGAAUUAAAUAAUAUGUUUAGAGAAGAAGAUUGGAAUAAUAUAUUUAUAAAAGUAAAUAUAUUAGAAAAUCAAUUUACAAAUAUUAUAAAUCUAAUUAUACGUGAAAUGAAGAAUAUAAAUAAGAAAUUAAAUAAUAAUACUAAUGAAAAAUUUGAAUUAAAGAAAAGUGUAAAAAUAUUAAAAAAAAAAUUAAAUUCAAUAUCUACUGAUUUUCAGAAACGCACAGAAGAAGUAGAACAUUUAAAUGAUGCCUUAAGAAAAGAAUGUGCAGAAAAAGAUAUAUUAUUAAAUCAAUAUGAAGAUAUAAAAAAAACUUAUAAAAAAUUAAAUGAAGAAUAUAAUGAACAAAUUAUAUUAAUUAAAAAAAAUGAACAUGAAUUAAAAUCAUUAAAUGAUCAGUUAUUAUUAGAAAAAAAUGAAAAUCAAAUAAAAACAGAAAAAAUUAAUAAAUUAUUAAAUAAUGACUUGAACCAUUUCAAUACCUCUUUAGACAAAUCUGCAUAUCAAUUAACUGAAUUAAACAAUGAAAAGAAAAGAAAUAAUAUAUUAUUGAAUGAAUUAGAGGAAAAAGAAAAAAUCAUUUCAAAAUUACACAAGGACGUAGAAUCCAAUAUUGAUAUUAUUAUUGAGUUGAAAGAAUUUAACGAAUUGUUACUUAACAAAUUGAAAAAAGAAGGAUAUAAAAAGGAAAAAGACAACAGUGUGAAUGAUCAAAUUGGUGACCAUAAUUAUAAUAAUAUAAAUAUAAAUAAAAAUGAUAAUAGUAAUAUAAAUAAUAAUAAUAGUAAUAAUAUGAACUCUUUUAAUAAAUAUGAUAUAUCUAAUAAUGAAAACUUAGAAGAUACAAAUAGAAACGAAUUAAUAAUCAUAAUAAGCCAAUUAGAAAAUGAAAAUAAUAUCUUAAAAGAAGAAUUAGAAAUUAUAAGAAAUAAUUUCGAAAUGUUAAAGGAAAAAAAAAAUGAACUUGAAGAUAUUAUUAAUAGUAACGAUGUAAAAUUAAAUAAAAGAGAAAUCGAACUUAAUGGUAUCCUAAUUGAGAAAGAGAAAAUAUUAGAACAAACCAAUAAAUAUAAAAUUAAAUGUAUACAAAUUAUUGAUAUAUGUUUUAAUCAAGAUUUUAAUAUAAUAGAUAUUCGUGAAAAAAUUAUAACCAUAUUUAAGAAUGAUGACGAACAAAUUAUGGAUAUAAUUAAUUGUCACAAAAAUAUGUUAUCGAAUGGUAACAGUAAUAAUAAUAAGAAGAAUGAUAAAUUAAGCAUAUUACAGGAUGAAGAAUCUAGGAGUAAUAUUGAUGAAGAAAAACUGUUACACAUAGAAGAAAUGAGUAAAAAAAAUGAAGAAUUAAUUAAAAAAAAUGAAGAAAUAUGGAAAUUAAACAAAUUUAUAGAAAAUUUAAAUAAAGAAAUAACAAAUAAAAAUUUUAUUAUUAUUUCAAAUCAACAAGAUAUUGAAAAUAAAAAUGAUAUAUUAGAAAAAAAUGAAACAUAUAUUAAUUUCUUAAAAGAUCAAAUUAAAUUAUUAUGUAAUAAUAUAGAUGAAAAUAAUUUAUUUGAUAUAAAUAAUGUUAAUUUAUCUCCAACUCUUCGAAGCUUUAUUAAAAGAAAUAGUGUACGUCCAAAAAAUACAUAUGCUUCAAAUGAUAAUAAAGAAGAUCCAUUUUUUGAUGAUAUGAUAUAUAAUCAUAUGAAUAGUAUAAAUAAUAUAAUUAAUGAUCAAGAUUCACAAUUAAAAAAGAAAAUAAAUUUUGAACCUAAUAGUAAUAGCCAAGCACAUUAUAAUUUUUAUGAUGAAAAUGAAGUAAAACUAGAAGAAAUGAAAUUAAAAAUUGAAGAUUUAAAUGAUAAAUUAAAAACAUCUGAAAACGAAAUAAUGAUCUUAAAAAAUGAAAAUAAUGAAUUAAUAGAAAAAUGUGAAUUUUUAAAAAAUGAAUUAAAAAAUGUACAAGGAGCCAAAAGACAUUUAAUGUUAUGUGAGAGUAGAAUUAAUAUUUUAGAAAAAGAAUUAGAAGAUAAAAAAAAUAAAUUAGAAGCACAGAAUAAAACUGUUAAUGAAUGUGUUGAUAUGUAUGUUGAAGAAAAUUCAGAAAAUUAUAAUAAAAUUUUAGAAUUAAAAAAUUUAAAUGAGAAAUAUAAAAUCGAAAUUAAUGUUUUAAAUGAUGAAAUAACAAAACUAAAAAAUGAAAUCAAUACAUAUAAAAAUGAUUUAAAAAACAUUAAUGCUACACUAGAUUUUUAUAAAUCUACACAUGAUGAAUUAGUAAACGAAUAUAGUAAAGAAGAAACAAAUAAUGUAUAUUAUAUUAAAUUAUGUGAAGAAUUAAAACAAGAAAAUCAAAAUUUUAAACAACUUUUAGAUUCUCAUGAAGAAAAUAAAAAUGAACUUAUAAACAAUAUCAAACAAAUAAAAGAGCAGUUAAAUAAUUGUGUUAAAGAAAAUUAUGAAAUUAUUUUAGAUUUAGAAUUAUUGCAAAUGCAAAAUUAUUUAUUAAAAGAAAAUUGUAAUUAUUAUAAACAAAGGGAACAUAUUUUAAUAAAUAAUUUAGAUCAGAAUAAUAAUAUAAGCAAUUUCAAAAUUGAUGAAAAUCUUAAUGAAACAAAUUUAAAAGAAUUUAUAAAUAAAUUAAAUCAACAAAUUAAUAAUUUACAAGAGGAUAUAAAUAACAAAUCAGAAACUAUUAUAUCAUUGAAAUAUCAAAUUAAAGCAUUUCAUUAUGAAAAUAUAUCAAAAGAAAAUAAUCAACCAUUUAAUCAAAAUGAUAAUAAUACAAUUCAAGCAAUUCUAAAUCUCAAUAAUAUUACAUAUGUACAAAAUAAUUUGUUUAUAUAUAUUAGUUUAUUUAAAAGUAUUCUUUUUAUUAUAAGUGAAAUACUCUUCUUUAUUGAUCCAACCAAUAAUUUAUACUUUGAAAUAUUAACACUUUUAAAAUUAAAAAGUCAAAAUGAAUCCUACAUAGAAUUUGAUACUAUGAUAAAACAUGUGGAUAUUUCUCAACAUGAUUGUGAAAAUAUAUUUCAAUCUGUCCUUAAAUCAAAGACUAUAUUAAGAGAAAAAUUGCAACUAUUACAAUUAAAAAUUUGUUAA
Plasmodium gaboni is the source of this 17208-nucleotide messenger RNA. RefSeq lists its product as hypothetical. The transcript has a single exon. Lineage: Eukaryota; Apicomplexa; Aconoidasida; Haemosporida; Plasmodiidae. Bases 1 to 17208 code for a protein of 5735 amino acids. The record is from RefSeq and is a predicted model, not a curated record.